Molecule: messenger RNA, 810 nt
Organism: Peronospora matthiolae
Lineage: Eukaryota; Oomycota; Peronosporomycetes; Peronosporales; Peronosporaceae
Source: the annotation of a GenBank genome assembly
AUGCUCGACAAAUUUGGACUUAAAGAUUCGGCAGCGGUCAGAGUACCAAUAAGUGGAGAAGACGGAUACGAAGAAAUAACCCUGCUACCGUCUGGUGGCAGUGGCUCGCCACAGAGACCGACUGUACAGACGUUUCAGUCGCUGGUGGGCAGUCUGCUGUGGAUCGCCCGAUGCACACGCCCAGACAUUGCGUUUGCUGUACACCGAGUGACGCGGCGUUCGCACGCGCCAACUGAAGGCGAUUGGCGUUUGGCAAAGAAGAUAGCCAAGUAUCUGAAGGGCACAAAGGGACUCAAGUUCAUAAUGCACGAAAAAAAGGACGCAAUCAAGGACGAUGGCGUGCUGGUCGAAGCUUACAGUGACGCAGACUACGCCGCAGAUAAAACUGACCGGAAGUCAGUCAGCGGUGGUGUGCUGAUGGUGGCCGGAAUGGUGGUGGGAUGGCUAUGCAAGAAGCAGAAGUGUGUCGCCUUAUCAACGAUGGAAGCCGAGUUUGUGGCGGCUUCACAAACCGCUGCUGAAAUGAUGGGUAUCAUUGAACUGCUUAAGGAGAUUGGCGUGUCGGUUCAGCCUGAUUCAACGUUACAUGUUGACAAUCAAGCAGCCAUCGCUCAAAUCAAGGGCGAGGACACGUCUGGUCGAGCAAAGCACAUUGAUGUGCGAUUGAAGUUCGUAAAGGAUUUGGAAACAAAGAAGAUGCUAAAGGUGCAGUACUGCGAAUCCAAGGGUAUGCGCGCGGACAUACUGACCAAGACCCUCCCAGCGCCGCGACUUAGUCAGCUUCGCGGACUUGUGAUGCUUUCAGGGUAA